AACAUUCUGCUUACUGAAGCUUUAAGCCCUAGUCCUCACUGUAGUCAGAGAAAACCAGUUUAUCUGCCUGGUGAGGCAUUAUGAGGGUUUUUUAUUCUGUAAGUCCUGACCGGAAGCUCGUUGAUUUAACUCAGCGUCGUCUUGACAGCAGAGGAUCAACGCAGUAAAGAUUGGUUGGUUAAAGUCCUUCGUGUCUUCUAACCACUCCCUUUGAGCUGUCGACUGACUGCGAGCCACCCUUCACUUACCGGAGAAACCAGUCAACCCAAGUGGGUUUGUUAACUCGGCAGAAACACUUUUUUCUUUAAAAAAAAGAAAAAAGAGUCAAUAUAUUCAUCGAUACUAGUAUCCGGUGAAAAGUUGUUAACGCUCGGAAACCUUCUAGAAACUUUGUUUAGUCGGACCUGCUGGACGGAGACGGAGACAGCAUGGUGUUAAAAUCAGAAGACGGCGUAGUGCCGGACGACCUCACCCCAGAGGAGCAGCAGGAGCUGGAGAAUAUCCGCCGGCGCAAGCAGGAGCUGCUGGAGGACAUUCAGCGGCUGAAGGAUGAGAUAGCAGAAGUGACAAGUGAGAUCGAAAACCUGGGUUCCACUGAGGAGAGGAAAAAUAUGCAGAGGAAUAAACAGGUGGCCAUGGGCCGUAAGAAAUUUAACAUGGACCCCAAAAAGGGGAUCCAGUUCCUGAUUGAGAACGACUUGCUGAAGCAUACCAGCACCGAUAUCGCUCAGUUCCUCUACAAGGGCGAAGGCCUCAACAAAACAGCCAUCGGAGAUUACCUCGGAGAGAGAGAUGAUUUCAAUCUCCAAGUCCUGCAUGACUUUGUGGAGCUUCACGAGUUCACAGACCUCAACCUGGUUCAGGCCCUAAGACAGUUCCUGUGGAGUUUUCGGCUACCGGGAGAAGCUCAGAAGAUCGACCGCAUGAUGGAGGCCUUCGCUCAGCGCUACUGCCAAUGCAACCCUGGCGUUUUCCAGUCCACAGACACCUGUUACAUCCUGUCGUUCGCCAUCAUCAUGCUAAACACCAGCCUGCACAACCCGAAUGUCAAGGACAAGCCCGCUGUGGAACGAUUCAUCUCCAUGAACAGAGGAAUCAACGAUGGAGGAGACUUACCUGAAGACCUGCUCAGGAAUCUGUACGAGAGCAUCAAGAACGAGCCUUUCAAAAUCCCAGAGGACGACGGCAACGACCUCACACACACUUUCUUCAACCCAGACAGAGAGGGCUGGCUGCUAAAACUGGGAGGGGGACGAGUCAAAACCUGGAAGAGGAGGUGGUUCAUCCUCACAGACAACUGUCUGUACUACUUUGAGUACACCACAGACAAAGAGCCCAGAGGAAUCAUCCCGCUGGAGAACCUGAGCAUCAAGGAGGUGGAGGAUAAGAAGCCUAACUGCUUUGAGCUUUUCAUACCUGACAACAAGGAUCAGGUGAUAAAAGCGUGCAAGACUGAGACUGACGGACGCGUCGUCGAGGGCAACCACACCUUCUACCGUAUCUCCGCCCCCACCGCUGAGGAGAAAGAACAAUGGAUGGACAGCAUCAAAGCCGCCAUCAGCAGGGACCCCUUUUACGAGAUGCUGGCAGCCAGGAAGAAGAAGGUGUCGUCCAUGAAGAGGCACUAGAGCUGCUCAGCGCUCCAGAUGUUGCACUUGAACAGAGCAGGGGAGGGGUCCGGGUGUCUGCUCGCCCCGUCUGGGUCGGUGCAGAGGCCGCGGUCGAGAGACCUCUCCAGGGGAUUUUCUCUAGGAUAUAAACUAGGUUUGGCUUUGGGACUCUACUGGCCAGAAAAACAGGAAGCAUGCUGGGGUUUCUAGAUAAGAGUCAGGGCCAAAGCGUCCUCUAACCUCCUGUCUCUCUUUCUCUCUCAGCUUUGUGUGUGCUCUCUUGUCUAUGAGGCCAAAAGGAAAUCUUGCUGUGUAACGCGGCGAAAUCCCCUUCGAAGAUGCUUUAAAACAAAUCCCAUAUACAUUGCACACGUACACAACAUGCAUACACUCAUGCAGCCCCCCCCCCGUAGCACACAUCGAUUAAACUCAGCCGGUCUGACCAAGUGUGGCACUCCAACCAAAAUACUCCUCGCUCUCUGAAAGAAAAGACCUUUUCUGAUGUGCUUUAAUAUGUUCGGGUGAUAUUUUUACAGCUUUAAAUGUCAAAUCCUCUUCAGGCUCUUUUGUUUGUUUGCUUUUGUAAAAAAAAAAACUGAAACUGCAAGGGAGGGCGGGUGUGGGAGGGAGGGUAUGAUUUGCCAACUGUUAGUGAUUUUAUAGUAAAAAAGAAAAGAAAAAAAAAAGUUGCCACUCAGGAGAUUGUUACUGAAACUUUCCAUGUCGGCGUUGACAUGGAUCCCUGUUCACAACACGACACUUUCAGAGGAACGAAAAGCCUCAUCUGUGUCCCAGACUGAACUGUUUUUUUGUAAAUGUGUGGGGACGAACCGCUGCAGAUGUCUGGACGGAGUCUCAGUGUUGGAUCUCGCUGUUCAUUUCCUGAAGGUCCUGGAGAUGCAUCCUGGGGAUUAGUGUCUUUGUAAAGUGUUCAUCACUCUGGGCUUCUGUUUGAGGUCUGGAAACUAGAACUGGUGGCCCCUUUCUUAUUUUCUUUUUUUCCCACAUCAUUUUGUCACCACUUUCUCUUCCCUAAUUUCCUCGUUUUACAUAUUUACAUUACUGCUGCACAGUGCCUGGCGCUCUAGAUGAAAUGUUACGAGAAAAGCUGCUGGUUAGCGACAGUAAUUCAAAGUUUUCUUCUCCUAGUUGAACCACAUUUAAUUAUCGGUUUCCUACCUUUUAAUAUGCUUUUUCUUUGUACCUAUUUAAUGGUAAAAACAAAUCAUUUCCAGCCGUCAGCACGACCUCAUAGAUCUCCGUACAAUACUGUGCGCUUCAGGUUGUUUAUGUAAUAAAGACAUAAUAUAUGACAUAUUGUUGUAGAGGCUUUAAAGCGGCACAAAUUCACGUUGAAGCUCUGCCUGGAGAAGAAUGGGUUGUCCCCGUCUCAGGAUCCAAAGUGUGAUGUGAAACAAUACAAAGGAAGGAAUGAGGAAUGUACUGUAGUGAACCAAAAGACGGCGGUCAGGAUGGCUGAUUGGUCAGCGACAUUUGUCAAAAACUGCAUCGAGGUACAAUUUUUUUGCAAACGCAGUCCGAGUUGUGAAUCAAGCGGUCGUCUUUUCUACUCUCGUCUACAGUCGUCUCAUCUGUGCCUGCUGGUGGUUUAUCCUCACACUCCCUGCCUCCUCCUCUGUUUCCUCUCUCUGCUCCUCUGCACCGCACUAAUCCUAGAGACAUAAGGACAAAAAUGCAAAACAAUCAUAAUUCUAGACAGUAUUGGUUUAUUUAUCAAAGUUGUACAUACUUAAAUGUAUAGUGGGUAUUCAUUUUGUUUCUUAUUAGUUGUGCCAUUUUUCUUUUUGGUAUCAAUAAUGUUUGAUUUGAGGUUUGUAUCAUUGCCAUUUAAUCAAGCUGAAAUAAAGACAAAUUUGUCGCAA
This is a messenger RNA of Sebastes umbrosus (honeycomb rockfish), 3493 nucleotides long. RefSeq names its product cytohesin 1a (gene cyth1a). Lineage: Eukaryota; Metazoa; Chordata; Actinopteri; Perciformes; Sebastidae. Bases 429 to 1628 code for a protein of 399 amino acids. Gene Ontology annotation, biological process: regulation of ARF protein signal transduction. Gene Ontology annotation, molecular function: guanyl-nucleotide exchange factor activity. The record is from RefSeq and is a predicted model, not a curated record. The transcript has 13 exons.